AAAACUUUAAUAUACAGAAAAUCAUCAAAACAUAUGUUUGCUAGAAAUCAUGGGAAAGAAAACCAAAGUUGGAAAGCAAAGAAAGGAUAAAUUUUACCAUCUUGCAAAGGAGACAGGUUACCGCUCUCGUUCAGCUUUCAAACUGAUCCAGUUGAACAGAAAAUUUGGCUUCUUGCAGUCGUCACGAUGCCUCAUAGACCUCUGCGCGGCUCCCGGAGGCUGGCUUCAAGUCGCAUCAAAGUUUAUGCCAAUCUCAAGUAUAAUUGUUGGUGUUGACUUGGUUUCUAUUAAGCCCAUUCAUAACGUUAUAACAAUGCAGGAGGAUAUAACCACAGACAGGUGCAGACAGCUGAUAAGCAAAGAGCUCCAUACAUGGAAAGCGGACUGUGUUUUGAAUGACGGAGCUCCAAAUGUUGGCUCAGCUUGGAUACAAGAUGCUUUUACCCAAGCUCAACUUACCCUUAGUGCUCUGAAGUUAGCUUGUGAUUUUUUACAAGAAGGUGGAUGGUUUAUAACCAAGGUGUUCAGAUCAAAAGAUUAUCAGCCAUUGUUAUGGGUCUUCCAACAACUUUUUAAGAAGGUUCAUUCUACAAAGCCCCAGGCCUCAAGAUCAGAGUCAGCUGAGAUUUUUGUUGUAUGUCAGGGUUACGUAGCGCCAGCUAAGAUUGACCCCAAACUUCUGGACCCAAGACACAUCUUUAAAGAAGUUGAGCCUGAAGAGAAGAAGAAAAUAAGUAUUCUUCAAGUAGAGAAACAGAAAAAGCGUGCUGAAGGAUAUGAAGAAGGCAACUACACUCUGUUUCGAUCAGCCAAAGUGUCUGACUUUCUGCAAACAGAACAUCCUCUAGAUAUCUUAAGUGUGGUGAAUGAGAUUGUUUUUGAUGAUGAAAAAUAUGGAAAACAUGUCCUGACCACAGAGGAGAUUAAAGAAGCCUGCAAAGAUGUUAAAGUUCUGGGAAAGUCAGACAUAAAGAGUCUUUUGAGCUGGCACAAGGCAUUAAGGAAAGAGUUCUAUGGAGAAAAACCUAAAAGCUCAAGGAACCAAGAGGAUGAACAGAACACUUUAACAGAGACUGAAGAGGAAACUCUUCAAAAGACAAUUGAAGGAUUAAGAGAAGAAGAAAAUGCUCUUAUUAAAAGGUAGAGACAAAAUAUUGAUGAGAAUAAUACUUGAGGAGGCAAAGUGAGUGACCCCGGGGAUCCCAUAUAAGGAGGACAAGGAUGUUUGUUGUACCUUUUAGGGGUUUAAAACGUGGUUUGGUUCCUCUUAAGGUGUUCAGCCUCAAAAGGCCCACAGCAGGAGCUUUUGCAGUACCUUUUAGUGGUGUU
Orbicella faveolata is the source of this 1329-nucleotide messenger RNA. Its product is annotated as pre-rRNA 2'-O-ribose RNA methyltransferase FTSJ3-like. The record is from RefSeq and is a predicted model, not a curated record. Gene Ontology annotation, biological process: maturation of LSU-rRNA from tricistronic rRNA transcript (SSU-rRNA, 5.8S rRNA, LSU-rRNA); maturation of 5.8S rRNA from tricistronic rRNA transcript (SSU-rRNA, 5.8S rRNA, LSU-rRNA); rRNA methylation. Gene Ontology annotation, molecular function: rRNA (uridine-2'-O-ribose)-methyltransferase activity; rRNA (guanine) methyltransferase activity. NCBI's taxonomy places the organism in Eukaryota, Metazoa, Cnidaria, Anthozoa, Scleractinia, Merulinidae. Gene Ontology annotation, cellular component: nucleus; preribosome, large subunit precursor; nucleolus.